AUGAUCCAACCCAGUAAAGCCAAGAGACUGUUCUCUUCUCGCGGUGACCGUAACAAACCAAUCAACCCGGCGCGUCCUACCCGGAUCUUCAGUGAAGUGGACGAAGAUUGCGAGUCACUCAAGAGCAAGAACAAAUGGUACAGGCGUGCGUUCUCCGCAGCGUGUCCAAGAUUCAAGCAACUCCUUUCGUCUCAACAACGGUCCAGCACAUCGACAAGCGAUGCUCCUACCCUAUCACGCAAGCUCCGCCGGAGAUUCACACCCGCAAGGCAGAACGAGAACUUCAAAAGGAUGGUCGCUGUCUCCUUAUGGGACGAAGAUCGCCGUCAAUGGUCAAAACCCAAUCCUGGUAUCGUUCUAGUGGACACGCAGAGCAAGUACAACUUGAUCACUCUCCAAUUUCUUGCGGAAUUUGGGUUGGCACCGAGCCCCAGCUCCGAACCAAUCAGCAUAACCCUCAGCAACAAUACCGAGGUGCCAUGUCUCGGUCAGGUUGAGGCAAGAUGGUACUGCAGCGAUCCUCGAAAGGUCCCCAGCUUCCGACCCCGAUUCGAAAAGUCGAUUUUCCAGGUGGUGGACCUCGACACGUUCGAACUCGUUAUCGGGAGUGAUACAAUCGUAGAGCUGGGGCUCUUGCAAGGAAACCGCGAUUUCUUCGGUGCUUAUCGGACUUUACAGCCUCGAGUCGAUUCUGCCACACUCGCUCAAAAACAAAGAGAGGCUGAAGAGAGACGCAAGAAAGAGAAAGAGAAGAUGAGGCAAUAUGAACAGCAGCAGGCACAAGCAGCCGCGGCUCGGAGACCCUGA
Alternaria viburni is the source of this 807-nucleotide messenger RNA. RefSeq lists its product as uncharacterized. NCBI's taxonomy places the organism in Eukaryota, Fungi, Ascomycota, Dothideomycetes, Pleosporales, Pleosporaceae. The record is from RefSeq and is a predicted model, not a curated record. The transcript has 4 exons. The coding region runs from base 1 to 807 and encodes 268 amino acids.